Molecule: messenger RNA, 2991 nt
Organism: Drosophila sulfurigaster albostrigata
Lineage: Eukaryota; Metazoa; Arthropoda; Insecta; Diptera; Drosophilidae
Gene: Sema2a
Product: semaphorin-2A
Biological process (GO): neural crest cell migration; negative regulation of axon extension involved in axon guidance; semaphorin-plexin signaling pathway
Molecular function (GO): semaphorin receptor binding; chemorepellent activity
Source: RefSeq, a predicted model, not a curated record
CCAGUUAAACAUUAAGUAAAUCAAUGCAGUUAAUCAAUGAAUUAGUGCACUUUGUGUAGACUAUGAAAUUAACUUAAGAAAAGUGCUGCUAGUGCCUUAAAUCAAAGUGCAGAAGUCAGAAACAAAAGCAGAGAGACGCUCGGCGCGCUCAACGCGUCUCUUUGUGGCCCUUCUAUUUGUGUAUUAUACCAAAUUGUGUUUACAUUUUUUUCUGCGCUGCCAAAACAUUAUAUGAAAUAUGCUACACUUUAACUGCACAGCUGCAUUUGUUAAUAAACAAAAGGGAUUUUAAUUGUGCUCCUUAUUUGACUCCAACUUAGCUGACAACACUAUCGAAACAAUCCAGAAUACACAAGCAUAUGUAUGAGGAGUAGUUACACAAGUACAACUACUUGCCUACUACAUUAAAGAGUGUGUGCGAGAAAGCAAACAGUGGCAGUCACCUGCGUGGCAGCAGCAGCAACAGCAGCAAUGCAAACAACUCGACAAGUGCAACACCGGCAGCAACAGCAGCAGCCACAGCAACAACAUGCCCAGCAUGUGUGGCAGCAACGCCAAUGGCUGCUGUUGGCCAGUGUCCUUAUGUUGACACUGUUCACGCGCACCAUUCAAGGGAUUACCGAGGAGCUGUCACCAGAUCAUGUGCGCGAAUUCACAUGCGGCAAGCUCUAUUACCGCACCUUCCAUAUGAACGAGGAGCGCGAUUCGCUUUAUGUGGGCGCCAUGGAUCGUGUAUUCCGUUUGAAUUUACAGAAUAUUUCGUCGUCGUAUUGUGAUCGCGAUGUGAUCAAUUUGGAGCCAACGCGUGACGAUGUGGUCAGCUGUGUGUCGAAGGGCAAAAGUCAGGUGUUCGAUUGCAAGAACCACGUGCGUGUUAUACAAUCGAUGCAGCAAGGCGAUAGGCUCUACGUGUGUGGCACCAAUGCUCACAAUCCCAAGGAUUAUGUCAUCUAUUCCAAUCUGACGCAUCUGCCACGCUCGGAAUACGUGAUUGGAGUUGGUCUUGGCAUUGCCAAGUGUCCCUACGAUCCGUUGGACAACUCAACGGCCAUCUACGUUGAGGAGGGAAAUCCUGGCGGAUUGCCUGGUCUGUACUCGGGUACCAAUGCUGAGUUCACGAAGGCGGAUACUGUGAUCUUUCGCACGGAUUUGUAUAAUACGUCAGCAAAGCGCUUGGAAUACAAAUUCAAACGCACGCUCAAAUAUGAUUCCAAGUGGUUGGACAAACCGAAUUUCGUUGGCUCCUUUGAUAUUGGCGAGUAUGUGUACUUCUUUUUCCGAGAAACAGCCGUGGAGUACAUUAACUGCGGCAAGGCGGUCUAUUCGCGGAUUGCACGUGUUUGCAAAAAGGAUGUUGGAGGCAAGAAUCUGUUGGCCCACAAUUGGGCCACAUAUCUAAAGGCACGGCUCAACUGCAGCAUUUCGGGCGAAUUUCCGUUCUACUUCAAUGAGAUACAAUCGGUUUAUCAACUGCCCACGGACAAGACACGCUUCUAUGCAACAUUCACGACCAGUACCAAUGGCCUGAUUGGAUCAGCCGUGUGCAGCUUCCACAUUAACGAGGUCCAAGCCGCUUUCAAUGGUAAAUUUAAGGAGCAAUCCUCGUCAAACUCCGCCUGGCUGCCGGUGCUGAACUCUCGUGUGCCAGAUCCGCGACCCGGCACAUGUGUCAACGAUACCUCAAAUCUGCCAGAUACCGUCCUGAAUUUCAUACGCUCGCAUCCACUUAUGGACAAAGCCGUAAAUCACGAGCACAACAAUCCGGUCUAUUAUAAAAGGGAUUUGGUGUUCACAAAGCUCGUUGUUGACAAAAUCAAAAUCGACAUAUUGAACCAGGAGUACACCGUAUACUAUGUGGGCACCAAUCUGGGUCGCAUCUAUAAAAUCGUGCAGUAUUAUCGCAAUGGCGAGUCGCUGUCGAAACUGUUGGACAUCUUUGAAGUGGCACCCAAUGAGGCCAUCCAGGUGAUGGAAAUCAGCCAGACACGUAAAUCUCUGUAUGUGGGCACCGAUCAUCGCAUCAAGCAAAUCGAUUUGGCAAUGUGCAAUCGCCGUUACGACAAUUGCUUCCGUUGCGUCCGUGAUCCGUACUGCGGCUGGGAUAAGGAGGCCAACACGUGCCGUCCAUACGAAUUGGAUUUGCUGCAGGAUGUGGCGAACGAGACAAGCGACAUUUGUGACUCCAGUGUGCUGAAGAAGAAAAUCGUAGUCACCUACGGCCAGAGCGUGCAUCUGGGUUGCUUUGUCAAGAUACCCGAAGUGCUGAAGAACGAACAGGUCACCUGGUAUCAUCACUCCAAGGACCGAGGACGCUAUGAGAUCAAGUACAGCCCAACGAAAUACAUUGAGACCACGGAGCGAGGACUGGUUGUGGUGUCGGUGAAUGAGGCCGACGGUGGACGCUACGAUUGCCACCUUGGUGGCUCGCUGUUGUGCAGCUACAACAUAACCGUCGAUGCGCAUAGAUGCACGCCACCGAACAAAAGCAAUGACUAUCAGAAAAUCUAUUCGGAUUGGUGUCAUGAAUUCGAGAAAUAUAAAACAGCCAUGAAGUCCUGGGAAAAGAAGCAAGCGCAAUGCUCGACGCGCCAGAACUUCAGCAGCAACCAACAUCCAAAUGAUAUCUUCCGCAAGAACAAUGUUUGAUACCACGACAAUAGUUUUGCCGUCAACAUGCCGCCACCAAGCACGUCCAUCAAACGUUUCUACUAAAUUCAUUGAACCACCUAGCGAUGAGUUUCCAAUUUAAAUCAAAUUCAAUAGACGACUUGAGUUGAGUUGAGUUGUGGAUGCAAAUAGCAAUCGAUUGGCGCUAUUCUGAAUAAAUAAGUUUAAAUAAAUUUAAGCAAUAUGUAAACCGUGAACUCGUAAACUCGAUCAACUGCAUUUAUACGGAUAUCAACACAUACAUAUGUAUAGCGAACCACUUCCAGUACAGUGCAUUUAUUCAGCAUACUCGAUACUUUAAUUGCAAUUGCAAACAUCUAAAGA